Molecule: messenger RNA, 4425 nt
Organism: Drosophila serrata
Lineage: Eukaryota; Metazoa; Arthropoda; Insecta; Diptera; Drosophilidae
Gene: Polr3A
Product: RNA polymerase III subunit A
Biological process (GO): DNA-templated transcription
Molecular function (GO): DNA-directed RNA polymerase activity; DNA binding
Source: RefSeq, a predicted model, not a curated record
CGAUGAGCGAAAAUCAGAUGUAAUAUGGUGUCCAACAGGGGAAUUCCCUGGAAUACGUAUCCAUAUGGAAAUUUUGAAAAUUAACGUCUCUGUGUUCCUUUCUCACCGUUCCACUUGCAAUUGGUAUUUUAACACUAUACUCUCCGCCAUGCCGUGGUUUAUUUCAACUGCCCAGAUCCGGUCACACUAACCAGGCAGCAUGUUUAAGAUUCGUACCGGCAAUAUUUUUAAUUAAAAUAAGAGAGAUUUGUGAUUUUUACAAUGCCCAAGGAGCAAUUUCGUGCUUCGGCACUGAAUAAGAAGAUCUCACAUGUCCAGUUCGGAAUCAGUGGGGCGGCCGAGAUCCAACAGGAGUCCCUGGUGCGGAUCAUCUCGAAGAAUUUGUACCAGGGCCAGCGUCAGCCGGUGCCCUAUGGCGUCCUGGACCGACGCAUGGGCAUUAGCACAAAGGACGCCCUGUGCGAGACCUGUGGCCAGGGGCUGAAUGAGUGCAUCGGCCACUUUGGGUAUCUGGACUUGGCGCUGCCCGUUUUCCACAUCGGCCACUUUCGGUCCACCAUCAGCAUACUGCAGAUGAUCUGCAAGGCCUGUGCCAGGGUGAUGCUGAAGCCCGAGGACCGGGCCAUUUACGAGAAGAAGCUGCACAAUCCGAAUUUCUCGUAUUUGGGCAAGAAGGCCCUGCACGUCCAGAUGCUGGCCAAGGCCAAGAAGGUAACGAAGUGCCCGCACUGCGGAUCCCCCAAUGGCGGCGUGAAGAAAGGACCUGGCCUGCUCAAGAUUCUGCACGAUCCGUACAAGGGACGCAAGGUGGAUUCCCUCUUCACCAGCAACAUGAACGAAAUGCUCCGUUCCACGGAAGCCAAUCGAGACCUCAAUCUCACAUUGGGCAAUCACAGCACAGCCGAAGAACUAACGCCGUUAAAUGUACUGGACCUCUUCGAGCAGAUCCCCCAGAGUGAUGUUGCGCUUCUGGGAAUGUGUUCCCGUGACGCCCAUCCUAGGCAUCUGAUUGUGACGCGAGUGUUUGUUCCACCCGCCUGCAUCCGACCGUCUGUGCUGUCCGAGGUGAAAGCCGGCACCACAGAAGAUGACCUCACGAUGAAGCAGAGUGAAAUCCUGCUCAUUAAUGAUGUAAUUCAGAGGCAUAUGGCCACCGGCGGUAAGAUCGAGCUUAUACACGAGGACUGGGACUUUCUGCAGCUGCACGUUGCCCUGUAUUUCCACAGCGAGAUCAGUGGAAUUCCCAUCAACAUGGCCCCGAAGAAGACGACGCGCGGCUUAGUGCAGCGACUAAAGGGAAAGCAGGGACGCUUCCGCUGCAAUCUGUCCGGCAAGCGUGUGGACUUCAGCGGACGUACUGUCAUCUCACCGGAUCCCAAUCUCAUGAUCAAUCAAGUGGGCGUCCCAGUGCGCGUGGCAAAGAUCCUCACCUAUCCAGAGCGCGUGAAUCCAGCAAAUAUGCGUCACAUGCGGCAGCUGGUGCGGAAUGGGCCGAGCAUGCAUCCGGGUGCCAACUAUGUGCAGCAGCGCGGCUCCAGCUUCAAGAAGUAUCUUGCUUAUGGAAAUCGAGAAAAGGUGGCGCAGGAGCUCAAGUGCGGCGAUAUUGUGGAACGGCAUCUGCGGGACGAUGACAUUGUGCUGUUCAAUCGCCAACCGUCGCUCCACAAGAUGUCCAUUAUGUGCCACCGUGCCAAGGUGCAGCCCCAACGAACGUUCCGUUUCAACGAAUGCGCCUGCACUCCCUACAAUGCCGAUUUCGAUGGAGACGAGAUGAAUCUUCACUUGCCGCAGACGGAGGAGGCUCGUGCAGAGGCCCUGAUACUAAUGGGCAAUCAGUCGAAUCUGGUUACACCCAAGAACGGUGAGAUUUUGAUUGCUGCCACCCAGGACUUUAUCACCGGAGGCUAUUUGCUCACCCAAAAGGAGGUCUUCCUAACCAAGGAGGAGGCUAUGCAGUUAGCUGCCUGCUUUAUCGCUGGCGAGGAUUCCACCAUGCAAAUUGAGAUGCCGCCGCCGGCUCUGAUCAAGCCACGUCGCCUGUGGACGGGCAAGCAAAUGUUUAGUCUGCUGAUGAGACCAAACAGUGCCUCCCAUGUCCGCCUCAAUAUGGUCAACAAGGGACGAAACUACACGGGCAACAUGGAUCUUUGCAGCAACGACUCCUGGAUUCACAUACGCAACUCGGAACUGAUGUGUGGUGUCAUGGACAAGGCCACCAUGGGCUCAGGCACGAAGCAGUGUAUAUUCUAUUUGCUUCUCAGGGACUUUGGUGAGGCGUAUGCCACCAAGGCUAUGUGGAGACUGGCAAGGAUUGCCUCGUACUUCCUGCAGAACCGUGGCUUCUCCUUUGGCAUUAGUGAUGUGACACCCAGCAAGAAGCUGCUGGAGCACAAGGAACGCCUGCUAGAACGCGGCUAUACCAAGUGCAAUGAAUACAUCGACAGACUUAAGAACGGCACCCUGCAGAGCCAACCUGGUUGCACGCCGGCCGAAACUCUGGAGUCUGUAAUGCUACGUGAACUCUCCGGCAUCCGUGAGCAGGCGGCCAAGACCUGCUUUGCCGAACUGCAUCCCACAAAUAGCGCUUUGAUAAUGGCCCUCAGUGGUUCCAAGGGUUCGAAUAUCAAUAUAUCCCAGAUGAUUGCUUGCGUGGGCCAGCAGGCCAUCAGUGGCAAGCGAGUGCCCAAUGGUUUCGAGGACCGUGCCUUGCCUCACUUUGAAAGACACUCUGCCAUUCCCGCUGCCAGAGGCUUUGUGCAGAAUAGCUUCUAUUCAGGUCUGACGCCCACGGAGUUUUUCUUUCACACCAUGGCCGGUCGCGAGGGCUUGGUGGAUACGGCUGUGAAAACAGCAGAAACGGGUUACCUGCAACGACGGCUGGUGAAGUGCCUAGAGGAUCUGGUGGUGCACUACGAUGGCACAGUAAGGAAUGCCGUAAACGAAAUGGUGGAUACCAUAUACGGUGGCGAUGGCCUCGAUCCAGUUUCUAUGGAGACGCGCAACAAGCCCGUAGAUCUGGUCCAUCAGUAUGACAAUCUGAGGGCACAGAAUCCACGUGGCCAGCAACGUCCACUAGUGGGUGCCGAAAUUCCCGAGGUUUUGGAGCAGCUUCUAAAGACGGAAGAGUUUGCCGAGGCCCGCGAAGACUUUAAAGAGGAUGUUAGAAAACACCUUGCCACUGUCUCGAAACGCAUUGAACUGCUGCACAAGCGGUAUGACGGACAUGAGGAUCUAUGCCACGAAAUCGAAAGCAUCACGACGGAGCAAUUGCAGGAGUUUUUGCGACGCAUCAAUGAUCGCUAUAACCGCGCCGUAACCGAGCCCGGCACGGCUGUGGGAGCCAUUGCUGCCCAGAGUAUUGGUGAGCCCGGCACUCAGAUGACCCUCAAGACGUUCCAUUUCGCCGGCGUUGCCUCGAUGAACAUUACCCAGGGUGUGCCGCGUAUUGUGGAGAUUAUUAAUGCCACGAAAACCAUAUCGACGCCCAUUAUAACAGCCGAACUAAAGAAUAACCACAGCAUGGAAUAUGCCAGGCAGGUGAAGGCUCGCAUCGAGAAGACAACGCUGGGCGAGCUAUCGUCCCACGUUGAGAUCGUGUGUCGACCGCAAAGCUGCUACAUUGCCAUCGGCGUCGAUAUGGCGCGCAUCAAGCUGCUGGGCCUGAACGUAAGCCUGGACUCGAUUGUGGCCAGCAUUCUGAGGUCCCGCAUGCGCGUUAAGCCCUCCCAGGUGGAGGUGGCUGUCAAGAUCUCGGGAGUCGUUGUGCGUGUCGAGGCCACACGGACAGCCACCAUAAACGCGGAGCUGGCACGUCUGGCGCUCAGCCUGCAGAAUGUCGUCGUGUCCGGGCUGCCGAAUAUAGCACGUGCCGUCAUAGCCGUGGACGAUGCUAGACAGCCGCCCACCUAUAAGCUUUGCAUCGAAGGAUAUGGACUGCGGGAUGUCAUUGCCACAUAUGGUGUAAUCGGCGAAAAGACACGCAGCAAUAAUAUCUGUGAAAUUUAUCAGACGCUGGGCAUUGAGGCAGCGCGUACCAUCAUCAUGAGCGAAAUUACCGAGGUGAUGGAGGGACACGGCAUGAGUGUCGACUGGCGGCACAUUAUGCUGCUAGCCAGCCAGAUGACAGCCCGCGGCGAGGUGCUGGGCAUUACACGACACGGCCUGGCCAAGAUGAGGGAGAGUGUGUUCAAUUUGGCAUCGUUUGAAAAGACGGCGGAUCACCUGUUCGAUGCAGCGUAUUAUGGUCAGACGGACGCAAUUAAUGGGGUUUCGGAGCGAAUUAUACUGGGCAUGCCGGCCGGUAUAGGAACUGGUGUAUUCAAGCUGCUGCAACACCACGAGGACAAGCAGGUUCCGCCCAUAGAGCAGACCAUUUGCAGUUUAUUAAAUCUAACGCCCACCACAUGAGAGGAGGCGUCAGGGUGC